Messenger RNA from Trichoplusia ni (cabbage looper), 1914 nucleotides. RefSeq lists its product as uncharacterized. The coding region runs from base 34 to 1488 and encodes 484 amino acids. Lineage: Eukaryota; Metazoa; Arthropoda; Insecta; Lepidoptera; Noctuidae. The transcript has 5 exons. The record is from RefSeq and is a predicted model, not a curated record.
AAUGCUUGGAGCGAAGGAUUGGAAGUUUGUCAAAUGUGCAUCACCCCUAAUCAGUACUUGUCUGCAAAUGUUCUUAUGGGUGUUGUUGAAAUUAUGUUGAAUGCACAUGAUGAUGACUUCUGUGAACAUUCAGUACCAGAUAUCAUAGACAAAUGCCAACAAAUCUUAUCACAAAACUUUAGUACACAUCCUCCUUGUAUUGACAAACCUCUAAGAGCCUGUUAUAACAAAUUCCUGACCUCACCCAUGGAUUUAAAAGAAAAAACAUUCACAAAUAGAACAGAAUAUGAAUGCAGCAAGGGUAUUGUUAAGUACUGUAUAAACAGGCUGGAAUAUGAAAUCAGUAAUAAUAGUAUUGAUGGCCCUUUAGUUGAUAAGAAUGAAAAUAUUCCAAUGGAAAUGCAACAGAGUGUCAGAGGUAUGCAUUGGCAGAAAGAGAGGUUUGAGAUAUUUGAACUCCUUGAUAGACAUGACAGAAUAGAGAGAUUGAUGGCAGUUCUUGAAAGUGUCAUUGAACUGUUGCAGUUUGAUCUUGCUAUUUGGAAUUCAAGGUAUACCUCAGGUAAUGUGUGUCGUCAUCUUAUGAGAUCCCAUAAACCCCUAAUGGCGUUUGUUUUAUGGGGAGAUUGUGUGCUACUAACUGGAGCUGUGACAACCACUUGCAGACAAAUACUUAGACUCUUUGCAUAUAUGGUUCAUCUUGAAUAUCCAGAUUCAAUGUUGAGGACUAUGACUGUGUGGUUGAACAUAAUGGUACAAACAUUUUACAUCUGUGAAACGGACUCUAAUAUGAACUAUCCAAACGUCGCCAAAUAUAGUACAGUGUUAGGCAGAGAGUUUUAUAAAAUGAUCUCAGAUAUGCCUCAUAGCUCCAUCAUCAGGAUAAUAGAAACAAUUGAACCUUCUUACAUGAAACACAUUUUAGGAGUCAUGCAUGCACAAAGAUUACUCUUAACAGACAAUGACUGUAUAAUUAGUAUAUUAAUUCAAUUUAUCAAUAAUUCUCAAUGGGAGAAAUAUCCAAAAGAUAAUAAUCAAAUCAUACUGUCUGAAAGACUGUUUCCCAAGCCUAAGAAAAUUAAAAAAGUCCUAAACUAUUUGAUAAAAAAAUGUACGAGCUGGACUCUUGAAAGUACAUCAGAGAAUAGAGAAUAUGGAAAAAUAAAUUUGGAAUUGUUACAAAAUGAGUCUGAGCCAAGUAUAAAUCAUGUUAUUCAUACUUUAUACAUAACUCUAGAAGCAUAUAUAGAUACAUAUGAUAUUCAUUCUGUAAAGGAAACAUGGGACAAAUUAAACGAACAAGCUCUUAAUCACAGUUCUUCACAAAACAAGCAAGAAUAUGGUUCUUACGCAGUCACAGAGCAUAUAAUAAAAAAAUAUAAAUCUAUUCUCAAAAAUAUUAAUGAAUUACAUUUAGCUUUUCAGAGUUUGAAAAGUGUAGGGGUGCCAGAGGCUCUGCGUAUUUUUGAAAAUGCAGGCUUGUUAUAGCUAGACUGAACUGUGAACUGAAUUUGUUAACAUAAGUUUAAAAUUAGAUGUAUAAUUAUCUGGACCAAAAUUGAUUUUUAUGACUCUCUAAAGUAGCAUAGUAAAUCUCAACAUGAGAUUAUAUUUUAAGUAGGUAUUGUUCUGCUGUUCCGUAAUGAAGCCAUGCUUAGAAAUUAUUAUUUUAAGACAGCUGUAAAAAGUAAACUUAGAUUUGUAUACAUAUAUAUUUUACUGUUAAAUAAUGCUUGUUUUUUUUUUUCUUUUGAUCUUUUUUGGUCACAUGUCAACCAUUUACCAGUAUUUCCAGAAGAACAAAUAAUGAUACUCCAUAUUUUGUUUCUAUUAUUUUUAAUGUUAUUUACCUAAUAAUAAGGAAAAUAAAAAUAGAAUUACACUACAGUUUGUUUAGUAUUUUGGCAUAAAAUG